Molecule: messenger RNA, 1755 nt
Organism: Bradysia coprophila
Lineage: Eukaryota; Metazoa; Arthropoda; Insecta; Diptera; Sciaridae
Gene: Ir67c
Product: Ionotropic receptor 67c
Source: RefSeq, a predicted model, not a curated record
AUGAAUUUCCAUCAAAUUUUCAUCGUCAUAAAUGUUGUGUCGUCGUCUGUGCAACAACAGGAAAUCGUGCUAAUCAAUCGGUUAAACGAUUUCUUCAAAUUCGACCAUAACAUCUUUCUGAUCGAUUCAUCGGUGGAUGCGGAACGAUUUAUGCAUCCGGUCAAUCAACGUGACAUUGUACCCAUAAGCUCAUACCGCUUUAAGUUCCGUGGUGACGAGGGAAUUGAAGGAUUGGACAGAUUGACGAGAAUCGAUAGCAAGUAUCCGUUGAUGAUCAUUGUAGUUGGAAGUGGUGCACUCGAAGGUAACGGUAAUUCGAGCCUGCCAGCUCGGUUCGUACAAAUGCAUCGGCUGCAGCGAAAUAUGAAAAUUGGAUUUUUCAUCUCACGACCGUUUGCUGGGGAUGGUGUGCUACAGAAAUUGUUCCGAUGGUGUUGGAACCAUGGAUUGACGAAUAUUUUUGUUGCAACGUUUUCGCCUCACGACUCCGCUGAACCGUUCAACCUGUUCAAAUUCGAUCCGUUCGUUCAACUUCGUGUGAUCAACAUAACGGGAAUAAGCGAAAACGAGUCGGUUGGAAACGUUUUCCCGAAUAAAAAGAUCAACUUCCAGUUGCAUCCCCUUCGGUUUACACACCAAUAUGUCGUAACGCCCAUAGCAACGGAAAUGCAACAAAUCUUCUCGAGAGCUAUGAAUGCGACGAAGGCCACUUCACUAGGACUGAAUGACACCGACAUCAUUCCAAUGUUGAAUAUAUUCUUAGCGGACUGGAACGAUAAAAUUGCAGCUUGGAGGGGCCUGAGUUUGUAUCCGAUUACGAUGUCAACAUUUGUGCUUGUCGUACCGGAAGCAUUGCCAUUUCCGAGCUUCAGUUCGUAUUUGAAAACAAUUUCGUCGGAUAGUUUGUUCGGCUGGUCCAUAGCCAUAAUUGUCUUGCUCGUAAUGCUUCUGACGGUGACUCGAUACAAAAAACGCGAUUGGAAUGAGAUUUUCGGUAGUGCGGUCGAUGUCGUCAACCUAUUAAUGGGCGAUAACUUGGCCAUUAGAUACCAGAAACUGUUACCUGCCGAAGCGACCCUUAUUAUCGCACUGACUUUCGUCGGUUUUUUCAUGGUAAAUGGACUGUCGUCGACGUACCAAAGCUUUUAUACUCAACCAAUUAUGCAGCAACAGAUCAACACCAUUGACGGUCUGUAUCAGUCUCCGAUUCCGAUUUUUGUGACGCCUGGGUACUGGGAAAACGAAAUCCUUAACACUCUGAACGAUCAGUUCAAACGAAGAGAUUGGAGACGCAAAAUACGCUCUUUGAACACGUCGGAUUUGAAUCGAGAAAUUUUCUUGCGAAACUCUUCAAUCUCAUUUUUCACAUUGGAUAAAGGGGCGAAAAUUUUGAUAGCAAGCCAGAGACGAUGGGGCGUACGAGGAUAUCGUGUUCUUGGCGAAGCCACUGCUUUCAUGAAAAAGUUGUCUUCGUUCUACGUGAACGAACGUUUUCCAUUCAUUGAUUGUGCUAACGAAAUAAUACUCCGAACACAGAGUGCGGGACUGUUCAAAAAGUGGAACAAUGACGAAGAGGACAGCCGAUCGAAAGCUGUCAAUAUCGAUCUGAAUAAAGAUUCCGACACGGAACAAUUUCAUGUGCCGUUUUUCAUCGUUCAUGGUUGGAUUGCUGGUUGUGUGGUGUUUGGUGUUGAAAUUGUUUGGACAGCAUUGUCGCCGGUCAUCUUUAGACGAUUAGGAUGCAAUGGCUUUUAG